Molecule: messenger RNA, 2005 nt
Organism: Nicotiana attenuata
Lineage: Eukaryota; Viridiplantae; Streptophyta; Magnoliopsida; Solanales; Solanaceae
Product: isocitrate dehydrogenase [NADP]-like
Exons: 15
Coding region: 163-1611 (482 amino acids)
Biological process (GO): isocitrate metabolic process
Cellular component (GO): mitochondrion
Molecular function (GO): isocitrate dehydrogenase (NADP+) activity; magnesium ion binding; NAD binding
Source: RefSeq, a predicted model, not a curated record
AAAAGAAGAUGCUUUCGAAGCCUCGAGUCCAAAGCACUGAAAAAAGGAAAAGGAGCAGCGAAGCCUCGAGUGGAGGCCCAAUCUGUGCACGGCGGACAAAGACAAUAGAGAGUUGCUCAGAGCAGCAAAAACCGGCAACUGAUUAUAGCCAACAAAAGUGUUAUGCUCACCGCCCGACUCAGACUCCGCUGUUCCGCCAUGGCUGGUGUUGCUUCUUUUAUCUCAUCUGCAUCGGCUUCAACAUCAUCCGCAGUUACCAAAAACCUUUCUUUUUCAACCAUUUCCAAUCGGCAGCUAUUCAAUAGCCGUGUUUAUCUCCCCCACCGAAUCCCCAAUGCUUCAAUUCGAUGCUUCGCUUCCGCUACAGCUUUGUCUAAAAUCCGCGUUGAAAAUCCCAUUGUCGAAAUGGACGGUGAUGAAAUGACGAGGGUUAUAUGGACAAUGAUCAAAGACAAGCUAAUAUAUCCUUAUCUAGAGUUGGAUACGAAGUAUUACGAUUUGGGGAUAUUGAACCGUGAUGCCACUGGCGAUCAAGUUACUGUUGAAAGUGCUGAGGCUACUCUUAAGUAUAAUGUUGCUGUGAAAUGCGCUACUAUAACACCUGAUGAGACCAGAGUCAAGGAAUUUGGGCUGAAGUCUAUGUGGAGAAGUCCCAAUGGCACAAUCAGAAACAUUUUAAAUGGUACUGUUUUCCGGGAGCCCAUACUAUGCAAGAACGUCCCCAGAAUUGUUCCUGGUUGGAAGAAACCCAUUUGUAUUGGUAGGCAUGCUUUUGGUGACCAGUAUCGUGCCACAGAUGCAAUUAUUAAUGGACCCGGAAAGCUCAAAAUGGUUUUUGAGCCAGAAAAUGGGGAAGCCCCUACGGAACUGGAUGUUUAUCAUUUUAAAGGUCCGGGUGUUGCACUUGCCAUGUACAAUGUUGACCAGUCAAUUCGAGCGUUUGCUGAAUCAUCAAUGUCAAUGGCACUUUCGAAGAAAUGGCCUCUUUACUUGAGUACAAAAAAUACAAUUUUAAAGAAAUACGAUGGAAGGUUUAAGGACAUUUUUGAAGAGGUAUAUGAAGAGAAGUGGAAGCAACAGUUUGAGGAACACUCGAUAUGGUAUGAGCAUAGAUUGAUAGAUGACAUGGUAGCUUAUGCAUUAAAAAGUGAGGGUGGAUAUGUUUGGGCUUGCAAGAACUAUGAUGGGGAUGUCCAGAGUGAUCUGCUCGCUCAAGGAUUUGGUUCUCUGGGCCUCAUGACCUCUGUAUUGUUAUCUUCUGAUGGCAAGACAUUAGAAGCUGAAGCAGCUCAUGGCACAGUAACCAGACAUUUUCGGCUGCAUCAAAAGGGUCAAGAAACUAGUACAAAUAGUGUUGCUUCUAUUUUUGCAUGGACAAGGGGACUUGGACAUAGGGCUCACCUUGAUGGGAACCAUAAGUUGUCUGAAUUUGUUCACGCCCUGGAAGCUGCUUGCGUUGGCACAAUAGAGUCCGGGAAGAUGACUAAGGAUUUAGCUAUAUUGGUUCAUGGACCCAAGGUAUCAAGGGAACACUACUUGAACACUGAAGAAUUUAUUGAUGCUGUAGCACAGAAACUUCAAGAGAAGCUUGGUGCCUCCGCAGUUGUAUGAGAUGAAACAGAUCAUGAGCAGCAAAUCAUCACAUAUUUUUUGCUUCCUACUCAUACCUUUCACAGUGAACAUAAAUCAAUAUGCCGCCAAUGAAGAUUCUUUUAGACUAGUUUCUGUAAUCUGCUUAGAUAGGAGAUAACAUCUCUUUGAGUGGUUCAUGCUCGGGCGACUUAGAUCCUCAAAUAAAUAUGCCAUUUCUCGGCCAUUUGUCAAUUUUAUGUCAUUGUGCCGGUGUUCUAGCUAAUGUUCUUUUCUACUAUUUACGAGACAAGUCAAGUCUAACUCUUUUAAAUAGAAGCAUGUGAUUCUUCAUGUGUAGACCUCUUCGACUCUGGGCAUAUAUAGCUCUGUAGGUAGUGGCUACACAUUCUCAGUUGGGUUUUUGUUGCUGUUA